GUGAGCUCGAUCUAUUUCACAAUGGCGGAUACUACCCAAGCGCCCGAGGUUGACUACACCCUCAACAACCCUGACACCUUGACCAAGUACAAGACCGCUGCUCAGAUUUCGCACAAAGUGCUUGAGGCCGUCACUGCUCUGUGUCUUGAGGGCGAGAAGAUUGUCGAGAUCUGCCAGAAGGGUGACCAGCUCCUCGACGAGGAGAUCGCCAAGGUCUACAAGGGCAAGAAGAUCGCCAAGGGUAUCUCUCACCCCACUACCGUCUCUCCUAACUCCUAUGUGACUCCCUACACCCCUCUGGUGUCCGAUGCCGCUGAGGCCGAGACUACCCUGAAGGCCGGUGAGGUCGUCAAGAUCCAGCUCGGUGCCCAGAUCGAUGGAUUCGGUACCAUUGUCUGCGACAUGCUUGUCGUUCCCAAGAAGGACUCCGCCAAGGAGGUUGUCACUGGCCGCGAGGCUGACCUUAUCCUCGCUACCCACUACGCCAACGAGCUCCUCCUGCGCCUGAUGGUUCCCCAGGGUCUGCUCGCCCAGGGUACCGACGAGGAGAAGGCCAAGGCCACCGCUCAGCGCCCCCCUACCCAGGCUCAGAUCUCUUCCCUGCUGGAGAAGGUUGCCAAGGCCUACGAGUGCAAGAUUGUCGAGAACACCACCAGCUGGCUGUUUGAUCGCAACGAGAUUGAGGGCACCAAGAAGAUCAUCCUGUCCCCCGGUGACGGUGUCCGUGGCGAUGGUGUCCCCGAGGUUGGUGAGGUUUGGGGUGUUGAGGUCGGCCUCAGCUUGGGUUCCGGCAAGGUCAAGAACCUCGACCACCGUGCUACCCUGCACCGCCGUACCACCACCACCUACAUCCUGAAGCGCCCCAGCUCUCGCCAAACUCUUUCCGAGGUCGUCAAGAAGUUCGGUACUUUCCCCUUCAGCUUGCGCCAGCUUGAGGACGAGAAGGCCGCCAAGGUCGGUGUUGUCGAGUGUGUCCGUAACGGUGUCCUGCGCCAGUACGAGCCCGCUGGUGACGCCGAGGGUGCCGCUGUCUCGCGUCUCCUCUCUACCAUUGCCAUCACCAAGAACGGUAUCACCAAGCUUGCCGCUCCCAACGUUGACCUGGAGCAGUACAAGUCCGACAAGAAGAUCGAGGACGAGGAGAUCCUCAAGAUCCUUGAGCAGCCCCUUGCCCGCUCCACUGGCAACAAGAAGAACAAGAACAAGAAGAAGAAGACCACCGGUGGCGAGGAGUAA
Penicillium cataractarum is the source of this 1236-nucleotide messenger RNA. RefSeq names its product curved DNA-binding protein (42 kDa protein). NCBI's taxonomy places the organism in Eukaryota, Fungi, Ascomycota, Eurotiomycetes, Eurotiales, Aspergillaceae. The record is from RefSeq and is a predicted model, not a curated record. Bases 22 to 1236 code for a protein of 404 amino acids. The transcript has 5 exons.